ACAAAAAUGUGUUUACAUACAUAACCUUUAAAAGUUGAACUGUUUAAAAGUUGAAAUACAUUUUCGAUAUUGGAACAUUUUUUUUUGAUUAAAAAGGAGAAAAGCAUUUUCUUUUGUUUUUCAAAUAUUAAAAAACACAUUUUUUACGAGGAAGUUUAUUUUUGCGUGUACUGAUAAAAAUAGUUAUUUCAACAAGUGAUUUUAGAGUGCGAAAUGACUGACGUUUUCAUUUCUAACCUAUUUUUCUAAAAGAAACAGUUCAAUUUAUUGUAUAUAUUUACAGAAAAAAGUGAAUUAUAAUUUUAUAAUUUAGUGCAUAAAUACGUUCACUAUUUUGGAAAAUAAAGAUGAAUAUUCCGCCAAUUCAGCAAGUCGGUGGAAUGGGUAUGGGACAAAUGGCACCAUCUGGAAAUCCUCAAUUAGCUCAACCACAGCAACAGGCACAACAACAGGGACAACAACAAUCGCAAGAAAAAUUGGAUAAUAUUUCAAAAGUUAAAUCACUCGUUGGUCCAUUGAGAGAGGCUUUAUCGUUGACAUUAAAAACUGCAACUCAAACAUUACAACAAAAUAGUCUCGUUGAUGUUGGAUCAACAAAAGGAAUUGAUCCACCUGAUCAUCGUUUUAAUAAAAAUAUGGAGGAUUUUUAUUCAAUUUGCGAUCAAAUUGAAUUACAUUUAAAAACAUCAAUUGAAUGUAUGUCACAACAUUCGAGUUCAAUUCGUUAUUUGCCAAUUCCAGUAAUGCCAACGAGAACAGAAGCUGUUACACCACAGGAAGGUACUGCAUUAACAUAUCCACAAUUUUUAAUGACAGUGCAAAAUCAAGUGCAAUUUAGUCGCGAUGUUCAUAAUACAAUGAUGAAAGUUGGUAAUGCUCUUUCAAACACUGAUACAUACCUGUGGUUAUCAAUUUUUAAUUUUUUUUUUCUUCAUGUAAAAAAAAAAAACCCCCGGAGAAUUUUGGGAAUUAUAAAUGUGCGCGCGUCCGUAAUGGACAACCCCAGCGGCGGAAGUUACAGUAUGGGCAUGAUGGAUACGGAGAUGUACGGACGACCGUCAACUUCACAGCUCGCAACAUCACAAAUGAUGUCUGACGCCGCGACGCCCGGCGUUGUUCAACGUGGUGUUAAAAGAUGUUACGAUGACGGUAAUGUGCGACAUUCACAAAUGAUGCAGGUGCCUGAGAAUUUAGAUGAAACAUUUACAAAUUUGGGACAACCAAAAAAAUCGCCACCAUCGAAUGGAAAAAAAACGAAAGGAAGGGUUAAAAUCAAGAUGGAAUAUAUUGACAACAAAUUAAGAAGGUACACCACCUUCUCGAAGAGGAAAACUGGCAUUAUGAAGAAGGCGUACGAGCUUUCAACAUUGACUGGAACCCAGGUGAUGCUAUUGGUUGCAAGUGAAACGGGCCAUGUUUAUACAUUUGCAACGAGAAAAUUACAACCAAUGAUAACAAGCGAAGCGGGAAAGGCAUUGAUACAAACGUGUUUAAAUAGUCCAGAUCCACCGCCAUCGGGUUCAUCGGGCGAUCAACGAAUGUCAGCAACUGGAUUUGAAGAAACAGAAUUGACGUACAACAUCGCCGACGAGGAGCAGAAAGAGGACACAGCUUCCCCGAGGUCGGACAUCUGUGGCAACGAUAGCGAAGGGGAUAACGAUAGUGACGUGGAAUCGCCUGUGUCGAAAGACUCGAAGAACCACACAGCAGGAAUGCCUUCAUUUUCCGCUGGUAUAAUGUAUCAAAUGCCACAGAACGUCGUUUAUUCGCCGAGUCCUGGAGUUUUACUCAGUAUCGGACAAAAUGGUCAACCCGUUCAAAUCUCACAAGACGGGGGGACAUCAUCUGUAAAUUCUGCACAAGCCAAUCAUCCAUUCAUCACGAUUCCUCUAAACGUAGCAAUGACUGCCGCCGGACUCUCUUUACCGGUGACAUCGAAAGCAGCAAUGUCUCCACCACAUUCUCUCACGUGUACUUCGAAUUCAGAUUUACCUUCGGACCUCAGCAAGGAUCGAAAGUGAAGAGUGAUAUACUAAGAUAAAAAAAAUUUUAAUGUUAUAUAUACAUUAUAUAUAUAUAAUAAUUGUGAAAUUCACAAAAAAAAAACAAAACAAGGUAAGUGCCAAGCUUCAUCUUUAAUAUCCUCAGGAAGCAAAAUAUUUCAUUCACAAAAAUCUGUUGAGUGAAAAAAAAAAGUUAGUCUUUCAAACCAACGAAACCUUUUUUUCAUAUUGUCUUCCUGAAUGUAAUGAUGAAAGAAAUAUUUCUUUUUAUUUUACUAUUAUUAGUAAGUUAAGCUUUCUUUCGUUUAAAAAUUAUUCUUUUAAAUGUCGGUGACUUAGAUGAAAAAAUUAAAAAAAAAAAAAAAAAAAAAGCGGAAGCUUUAUUUGUUUAGGGAAAUUCAAAAAUCAGGAGUUUUUUUAAAAAAAAAUUUAAUCUCUAUAAAUCUCUAUAUUCCCUAGGAAAUAAUUCGAAUUUCUAUUCAAUGAAAUGAAAAUUCAUUUAGUGACAAAAUUAAAAUUUCAAUUAUAAAUUAAGAGAAUUAAAUUAUUAAUUUAAUUAAUAAAUUUAAUUAACAAAUUAAUGAAUCAAUUAUUAAUAAAUUAUUAUAAUUAAUAAUUAAAUUAAUUAAUAAAUUAUUAUAAUUAAUAAUUAAAUUAAUAAUUUGAAAAUCAAAAUUUAAUUCUAAAGAAUAUUAAUGAGGAAAUUAAUUAAUUUUUUCUAUCUUUAAUUUUGUCAAUAAUCAAACACUGAAAUUUUAUUUUUAAAAAAUCAGGGACGAUAAGUACUUAAGAAUUAAUUUCUACUAAGUUUAUUAUUUGCAUAUUUAAAUUAUUCUCUGAGUCAAUUUAGUUUAAUUUUUUUUUUAGGGGACUUCUUUUUUGUUUUAAGAAUUAUUUUAGGAAACGAUUUUUAAUAAAAAAAAAAAAACAAAUUUGCUUCUUCGUUUUUCGGGUUUGGCCUUUUCUUCAAAAAAAUUUUUUUAUUCGAAUUAUAAAAAGUAUUAUUUUGGAUGAGGGCGGGGGGAAAAAAAUGUAGAAGAGGCCACAUCUCGCUGCAGAUCUCAUAUAUAAUGCUAAAAUACAAAAACAGUUUUCCCCGAAUAACUCUCGGAGAGUCAAAAUAUUUCUAUUACUUUGUUACGUGUUUCUUCCUCAAUUUUUGGUUAAAAGAAUUUUUUUACUCUGUGAUUUUAGCGUCGCUUUAUUUAUCUAAUAUAAAUUCAAAUAUAGUAUAUUAAAAAAAAAAACAAAAUCGUCACCAGUGAAAAAAAAUGUAAUAAUUAUUUUAAAUUCAAAAUUUUUUUUUAGAAAGAAAAUUUCUAAAUAUUGAUAGCGCAGCUAAAUACUAAUUUACAUAUAUCUUUUUUAUUUCAAUUUCUUUUAUGAUUUUGAAAAUAAAUUCGAUUAAAAUUAGUCAUAGAUAGUAAAGAUUUUAAAUAAAUAUAUAUUUUUCCAAAAGGAAACAUUAUUGUUAAAAAUAUAAAUUUUGUUCGUAUGUAAAAAAAAAAGUGUUUUUUUUCCGUUAUAGGAAGUGUUAAUCAUGACAGUUCCUUUUUCCUUUUUGGAAAGCCAGGAACUAGUCUUGCUUUUUCUGUACGUAAUCAUGAAAAAAAAAAAAAAAAAAAAACUGCCCAAGGGAAUAAUCCCGUAUGGCGAAAGUGCAUUGACUUAAAAAUAACUCCCGCUGCGCUAAUUUCGGAUCCAAAGCAAGAUAACUUCUCAGCCUCUCCAAAGAGCUUUAAGUAACUAGUUAUCCCGGAGAAGUCUCUGCGAGAAAUAUGCUUUUGCUUUUCUAAACUCUGCUCCAAAUUAGAAAUGAAAAGGGAAAUUCGACGAAGACGCAGCAAAAUUUUCUUUUCAAAACAAAUGAGAAAAAAGUUGAAAAUUUAAUUUCUUUUUUUAUUUAGUAAAAAAAAAGAAGGGGAUUUUUGUUUUACAAAAGGAAAAAAUUCAAAAAAAGUGUAAAAUUUAUUUUAAUUUCUUUUUUUAUUUAAUAAGAAAGGGAAUUUUUGUUUCCAGAGAAAAAAGUAUAUUUUAAUUUAGUAAUUAAUUUUUAUUUAGUAAAAAAAAGGAAUUUUUAAAUGUAGAAAUUAAAAAACAAAAAAAAUUUUAUUUAAUAAAAAAAAGGGAAUUUUUGCUUCCAAAAAAAAUUUUAAAUCAAAAAUUUUUUUAUUUUAUAAAAAAAAAGAACAAAUUAAUAAAAUAUUAUUAGAAAAUAAUUUUUUAUUUUAAUAAGAAAGAAAUUUUCUAUUUUGAAGGAGAGUUUAAAGAAGCGAGGAUCAAUUGUUUCGGAAUAGAAUUUUUUUUUUUUUUUUUUUUUUCUUUAGUAAAUAAGGUUUCUAGUCGAAAGAACUGUUAAUGUGCAAUCGCUUAAGCGAAAAAAAAAUAUAUUUUUAGAGGAAAGCGCAAGAUAAUAUUAUUAUAUUUUAUAUAUAAAUAUAUAUUAUAUUUUGCAUCUUAUGACAUAAACUGCGGACUUUCGCAAUGAGGGUCACAAGAAAAUUAUAUAGAAAUUUUUUUUUUUAGUAAAGAAAGUCCUUAGUCUCCAACUAGAUACUUGCCCUAUCAAAAAAAAAAAAAAAAAAAAAAACAAUUACACAUUUUUCAUCAGACAAAUAUGUAUAUUCAUUUUUAUAAAUAAACAAAAUACCGUUACGUUUUUUCUAUUAUUAUCUCACUUGAACAAUUUCAAUAUAAAAAAAAGAUUUUCCAGAUUUUAGGUUUUAAUUAAUAAUUUUUAUAUAAUGUUAAAUGUAUAUGUUUUAUAAAUUAUUAUUAUUAUUGUAGAUUUAAGGUGAAUCAUCUACGAUAGUUUUUAUGAAAAUUAUUAGUCUUCGAUAAAAAUAAAUUAAAAAAAAAAAAAAAAAAAAAACGCCGAAUAUUGUAAAAAGAUUUCAAAAACCGUCGCAUUUGCAAUAAUCUGAAAUCUUUAAAUAAUGAUAAUUAUUAUAAAACUUAAAUUAACUACGAAAAAGUGUUAAUAAAUUGUUGCCAUAUAAUUUGCUUUUUUAAAAAUACAUUUUACGUUUAAAAAUGUCGGGUCCAGAAUUUUUAUAAAAUUCCCAACCUCUUCAGAAAGUUUUUUUUUUUUAAUUGAAAAAUUGAAUAAAAUAUUUAAAUCACUCUUUUGUAAAAAUAAUUAAAUUUUUUAUUUAAGCGAAAAUAUUUUUAAUUUGCGUUUGUUUUAAUUAUUUAUUAAAAUUAAAAAAAAGUUAAUUAAUUAAUAUUAAUAAUUAAUUUUUAUUUAAAUAAUUAAAUUGAUUUCUUUUUAUCAAUUAUUUUUAAUAAUUACCUUUUGCAAAAAAAAUUGGUGAAUCAAGAAUCUUCAGAAAACUCCUUUCUUUUCAUGCUCUCGUGAUACUCUGAAAUAACUACAAAAUCAUUGUUUGAGAAUAAAUAUUCCGUCUUAAUUAAUAAAAAAUGAAAAUAUAAAAAAUUACCGACAUAGAAAUCUACCUUACUAACUUUGUAACAUUUUCAAUAAAUAAAAAAUAAUAACGUGUUAUUGCUGCAAAUAUUUAGUUAUUUUUAUUAUUUCUUAAUUAAUUAGUAAUUUAAAAUACGUAAUUUUUUUGAAAAAUUUAAUUAUAAAUUUAAAAAAAAAAAAUUACCUAUCAUGAAAGUUUUUGAAAAUAAAAAAAAAAAUAUAUAUUAACAAUAACGGGGUUUGCACUUAUUAAGUAAUUGGCUACAAUUAUUAUAAUGGCCGUAAAUAUUAUUUUAUUACGAGCAUAUAGUCAUAAAUUAUAUUACUAUGGCUUUUUACGUUCAAAGUUAUUAAAUAAAAAGCUAUUAUAAUAUCGGGUUAGAUUCUUCUUUAACACUUUACCAUCGUUGUACAUUAUUAUUUUUCAUCAUCCCUUAUUUUCAAAUUACAUAUAUUUUCAGAAUAUCUAAUUGAGCAAAAAUUCAGAAAGCAUUUUUUUUUUUUUUUAAUAUUUUCUAGGCGAAAAAAAGAAAAGUAUCGAAAAAGAGAAAAAAUCAUCUUUCUGAUAUAAAAUCUAAUUUUAAUAUUGUUGGAAAAAAAAUUUAAGACUGACUUUGAAAUCAAAAAAAAAAAAAUUGAAAAUAUUCGUGAGGAAAGUAAAAAAUUAUGUAAAAUAAAAAUUGAAAAAAAUCCAAGUACUUUUUACAUGAUAAAAUGAAAAAAAAGGUGUGUCAACCUAUUUUGUAAAUAAAAAAUGCGAAUUGAUAAUCUUCAAUGUAGAAAAAACAUAUAUAUAUAAAAAGUGUCGCAAUAUUGCUUAGGGAAAAAAAAAUCCAAUACACGAUUAUGUCAUCGCAAAACGUAAAUUGUACAGUAUUUCAACAAAAAAAUACGUUAUAUAUAUAACUUUUUUAUUACUCGCUUUUACGAUAAAUAUUUGCGCAAAAAAAAAAAAAAAAAAAAAAAAAAAAAAAAAUGGUUUGUAACAUAUGUUAAUUAAAAAAAAAGGAUUUAAAAAUAUACCAAAUGCACGAACCGCAAUUUCAAAUUUGAUUUAUUCAAAUACUUCCACAAUCCUUCUCCUUUGCCAAUAAUAAAAAAGUUCAGUAACAAAGAUCAUUUAAUUAUUAUUAUUAUAUUAUUAUUUAAUUCAAAACUCUAAGUUAAAUAAAAACAAAUUUUUUUUUUUAUUACUCGUCACUUUUUUUGUAAAAAAAAAAAUUUGAAAUUAACAAAAAAAAUUUUUAUUAUUAAUUUUUAAUUAUUUAUAAUAGAAAAUAUUAAUGAAAUUAGUAGUUAAACUAAUUUUAUAAAUAAUAAACUGGAAAUAAAAUAAAAUACUAAAAAAAAAAUAGUUCCAAAUGGAUUUUGUCGAAGACAAAUAAAAAGAUCAAUUUUUUUGUUUGAUUUAAUCAGAUAAUUAUAUUUUAUUUAUUUUCCAGUAAACGAGAAGAUCCACUGGGUUUUCUCUAAGGGCACUCUGAUUAAUGUCUAAAAUUGUGCAAACGGUAAGACUUUUCCGACAUGUGUAUUUCUUUUCUUUAUUUUUUUUUUUUUAAAUUAUUUUUAUUUCAAUCAUGUAAUAAAAAAUUGAUUUGUUUAUAUUUAUACUUAUCGCCUUGAAUUACAUUGCUUAUAUAAACCGAAAAAAUUCGUGUAUGUGUGUAUGUGUGUAAUUAAUUAAAAAGACUAUGUAUAUAAUAUAUGCAAAGCAUAUUACAUACAUUUACACAAAACUUUUUUUUUUUUUUGGAGCAAAAUUUCUAACAAUUUUUUUUUUGCUCCAUUUUCAUUUUAUUAUAGUUGUUAAUAUUUUUUUUUUUUUUUUUUUUGGUGUUGGGGCAGGGGAGGGGGGAGUGCAAAGAGCGAAUGAUUUUUUUUUAGUCGUCGAUAUAACAAUCUUGUACUUAGAAUUGUUUUUUCUUUUUUUUUUCUUUUCCUUCUAAAUUUUAACUACAAACUCGUAAUAGACUUUCCCAUGAAGCAAACUCAUACUUCGUAUAAAUUAAUAUUUUUAAUAUCGAGAAAUCUUUUUUUUUUUUUUUUGUAAUUUUCGAAGUAUAUUUCAUUAUAGCAUUUUUCUUUUUCAUUGAAGACCGCGAUUCUUUACAAUUGGAAACAUUUUCUCUCUCUCUCAUUUUCUCUUCUUUCACUCUUUUUUUUUUAUCUCUU
Molecule: messenger RNA, 7602 nt
Organism: Leptopilina boulardi
Lineage: Eukaryota; Metazoa; Arthropoda; Insecta; Hymenoptera; Figitidae
Gene: bs
Exons: 7
Coding region: 348-2021 (557 amino acids)
Biological process (GO): positive regulation of transcription by RNA polymerase II
Cellular component (GO): mediator complex
Molecular function (GO): transcription factor binding; transcription coregulator activity; protein dimerization activity
Source: RefSeq, a predicted model, not a curated record